Plasmodium malariae is the source of this 438-nucleotide messenger RNA. RefSeq names its product conserved Plasmodium protein, unknown function. The transcript has a single exon. The record is from RefSeq and is a predicted model, not a curated record. Bases 1 to 438 code for a protein of 145 amino acids. Lineage: Eukaryota; Apicomplexa; Aconoidasida; Haemosporida; Plasmodiidae.
AUGCACUAUAAUAUAAUUCGAAGUAAAAUAAAUACCAGCUAUGUAAUAGACCCAUAUGUGAGCAUGUUAUACAUGAAGAGAACGUACAAAUACCUUAGUUUACUAAAAAGAAAUAAUGGCAAAAUUAUCAUAUUAGGAAAUAAAAUGAAUGAAAUAAAACUAGAAAAUUAUUUUCCAAAUAUUCAACACAAAGAAACAUGCAACUUGAAUGAGCUAACCAAUUUGACAAAGACUUUCGACUUGCUUAUUUGCACAGAUCUACCUUUAUAUUACUCUUACAUUAAAAACAUCUUUAUUCCAAAAAUGCUUAUAGCUGAUGGAUCCACAUUUGUAAAUAAUAAAAAUUUCUUGCAUAUUUUCGAUUACUUUAUACCACUGACAAAUCAGAAGUUGGACAGGCAUUUGCACUACGCCCUCUCCAGAAAGUUCUUAUCCUAG